UUUAUUUUGUUGUUUGUUUAUAUUGUGUAUUUUUAUCAUGCCUUCGACGGUAGUCCCAGAAUUCCUUUUAAAGGAUGAGUUGACAUUUGAGUGUCAGUUGCGUGGUAUUCAGCACCAAGAAACCACAGCAGCUGUUGUUUUGCGUAAGAAACUUCGCACAGCGAUUAAUAAUGAUGUACCUAUUGUUCAAGACAAUUUGAAAAGUAUUGACUCCAAUCAUGAAUUCAAUGUGUGCUCGAGUAAAAUUUGAGUUUUACAGGAGAUAGUCACUAAUUUGACUGAUGAUGAAAACUUUGCCCUUACCUUGCCCAGAGUCAGAAAUCGUUUGUCUCAUUUGAACAGACGUAUUCAAUUGCUUUUAGAGGUUCAUGUCUCUGUGUUGUCCGAGGUCCAAGUUGCCUCCUUGCAAAAUGUUGUAAUUGAGGUUAAGAGACUAUUAGAAAUUGUAAACAAGUCAGAAACAGAAUUUUCACUCUUGCGAGAUCUUACCCCUUCAGCCACUAUGGCACAAGUUUGUGACCAAAUCGCGGGUUUAGCAUUGCCCACUUCCAAUAAUGAAAACCUUCCUUACAAACCCAUUCCAGGGCCUUCCAUGUUGAAUUUGGAUCCUGUUCCAAGUACCACCAAUCAUGUUGUGGAUUUCACGAACCUAACCAACACUACAUCAUUACCACCCACGAGCUCUAAUUCUCGUGUAGUAUUUUGUACCGCACCUGGAACGUCACAGCCGGUAACAGCACCAAGUAGCUUUUCUCUUCCUAGUGUUUUUGGCAAGAUUACACACCCUCUUGAAAAUAUGUUGAAGGAGCUAACAGUCACGGUCUUAAUGUUCCACCCGUGUUAAAUUUUCUAAAAAACAUUGUCAGGUUGCGACAGUCAUUGUGUGCAAGAAACACAACUUUUGGAGGUAAUUUACCCUUUUACGUUGGGUCCCUUGGCCGAACGAACUCGAGCGGCUAUUUCUCAAAAUCUUUCAUUUGAUAGUUACCAUGAUGACAUUCUUACAUUUUUCAUUCCAUCACGAUUACUCACACAGCUUCAACAAACACAUUUCAGUCGUCUACAGAAGCCUGGUGAAACCCUUUCUGUUUAUGUUAAUUAUGUUAAGGAAGCCGCUGCUAUUUUUCGUCUUAAAGUCACUGAACAAUAAAUUGUAAACAAUAUCCUUGAUGGACUUUCCCCUGAAGAAAGAUCACGUUUAGUCUUUUUAAAUAAGCCAUGUUCUUUCGCUGAACUUGACAGAAUGUGCAUUAACUCAUAGAACAUAAGAUUUGCUGACAGAAACAGAGAUAUGCAAUCUCCCCAUUUUUCAGGUUACAAACCAUCUAGACAUUUCACAAGUACCUGCAACACCACACAACCUAACCGAUACUACCCUAACAGUAAUGUGAAUUUACAUAACAGAGUUCAGUUGCCAGUAAACUCAAGAGGUUCACCUCAGAACUUGUUUUGCACAAAUUGUAAAAAAAAUAAUCAUGUUGUUAGUAACUGUAGAUUUUUGCAACAAAAAAACGCCUGGAGCAGGGAUUCAAGGUGAGCGGUUCACCCUGCAAAUUUGGCCAACCAAAAAAUUCUCAGUAUAAUGCUCACAUUUUUCAGCAGAUGAAAGUAGCACGUUGUUUUCAAAAGUAUUUUGGUACACCAAUUAAAAAGAGAAAAGUUCCAGAUCAGGUUAAUCAUUCUAGUUCACCUAAUUUAGUAGGAUCCAAUGUCGUUCCAGUUACACGUGUCAGUGUUUCUUAUGGUACGUUUGUAGAACAAGCUCUUGUGGAUUCAGGUUCCACACGGUCUAUUAUCUCUUAUCAAUUGUUAAAUAAACUUAAAGAAGCUAAUCUUGUUAAAUCUAUUGACAAUGGUCAAUUUAGGUGUUACACUGCAUCUAAUGAAAUUUUGCCUAUCGUUUGUUGUGCCGUCAUAAAGUUGAAAAUAGCACAUUUCACGUGGAUGUUCCCUUGUUUAGUUUCAAAAAAUGUUGGUUUAGACUUUAUCCUCGGCGCUGACUUCAUGACAAAAUCCGGUCUUAUUCUUGGUAUGCAGGAGAAACAUAUUUUUUUCAAAUUUCAACCUAACCUCAAAGUUCCUUUUGCAGGUGUAUCCCAGUUGGAUAAUAGCCUUGCCGAAAUUAGUGUUGAACAAAGUUCUUAUGAAAAUUCUGAUUCUUUGAGUCAUCUACCUGAACAUCAACGUAAUGCUAUCAAAAUUUUGUGUGAAAAAUUUCAUAAAGUUCUCACCUCUGAUUUAGGACUUACAAAUCUUCUCGAGUAUGAAAUUAAACUCCAUGACAAUGGAUACGUUAAAAGUCAUCCUUAUCGUUUUGCACCACCCAGAUAAAUCUUCUAUGAAAAGAGGUACAACAAUUAUUAGAUAAAGGAGUAAUUGAACAAUCCACAUCUCAGUAUGCAAGUCCUGCAUUUUUAGUACCAAAACCCAAUGGUAAACAACGCAUGGUAGUUGAUUUCCGCCGUGUGAAUCAAAAAAUCGAAAUUGAAUCUGUUCCAUUACCAGAUUUGCAUUCAGCCUUUCACUGGUUUCCAAGGCCAAAUUCUUCACUACUAUAGACUUAAACUCAGCUUAUCACCAAAUACCUCUAAAACAUGAAUCUAAACCCAUUACAAGUUUCUGUGUACCAUGGAACCUAUAUCAGUUCACUCGUGUGCCCUUUGGUCUUGCAACAGGCGCACAAGUUCUCACGCGUUUACUCGACCAAAUUUUCCAUGAUGUCAAAUUCAAGUUUGUAUACAAUUAUCUAGAUGAUCUCAUCUACUCUGAGAAUUUUGAUGACCAUCUCCAGCACAUAAAGGAAGUUCUGUCUCGACUUGAAAAAGCUGGUCUGACCGUUAAUCCACAGAAAGUUAAGUUUGCAGUACAGGAAAUCUCAUUUCUAGGACAUAAAAUUUCUUCACGUGGAAUAUCCAUUGAUCCAGAACGAACAAAAGCUAUUAGAGAGUUUCCUCCUCCACGAGAUGUAAAAGGUGUUGCACGAUUUAUUGAUAUGAUACAAUUUUUUGGCAAAUUCAUUCCUAACCUAGCGGAAAAAGCUAUUCCACUUAAUAAGCUACGUAAGAAAAACACUAAGUUUGAAUGGGGUGAUGACCAACAAAAGGCUUUUGAAUCAUUAAAACAAGACAUAGUAAGUCCCCCAGUUCUUCGUAUGGCGGAUUUUUCUAAAACUUUCAUUUUGCAAACAGAUGCAUCUGGUUCAGCCAUAGGAGCCGUUUUGGCGCAGGAAUUAGAUGGUGUUAGACAACCCAUAGCGUUCGCAUCUAGAACCCUGACUCAGCAGGAACAGAAAUCAUUGAUUUAUGAAUUAAAAUGUUUGGCAGUAGUUUUCGGUAUUGACAAGUUUAGGCCCUAUCUAGAACAUGCUGAAUUUCUAUUAGAAACGGAUAAUCAGGCAUUAUCAUCGCUUCUUGCACAUCCCCGCCAGUUAGGAAAAAUUGGUCGUUGGGUAAUGAGGAUUUCUUCACUAAAAUUUAAGGUUCAACAUAUCCGAGGAUCUCAAAAUGUUGUUGCAGAUGCUCUUUCACGUAUGUUUGAUAAGACACAACAUAAUCCCUCAUUAGAGGAAAACAAAUGUAAAGUUCUUCUAACAGAUUUUCCUUUAAUAUUCAAAAACAUUCAAUUGCAUCAAGAAGAAGAUCAAGAAUUACGGAAGAUUGUUCAGAAUUUAAAAUCUGGUAUACCCCAAAAACCUUAUCUUUUAUCUAAUGGUAUCUUAUAUUCCAGAAUUCGAAAUCAUCAGAAACGUAUUGUGUUACCUCAAGUCUUGAAACCUGUUGUUUUCCAGUAUUUUCAUUCAUCACCCAUUGGUGCACAUUUGGGUACCUAUAAAACAAUUGAGGCUAUCAGAAGAAAAUUUGUUUGGAAAGGCAUGUAUGGUGAAAUUGCAGAGAAAGUUAAGCAAAGUCAACUUUGUGCCCUCAGUAAGCCAGCUCAAAAUACACAUUUAGGUUAGUUGUCUUCAGAAGUUUUGGAUAAACCAAUGUAUAGUCCAUCCACGGUAACCUCCUACUUUUUUAAACGAACCUUUGAAAAAACACACCAGGAUGCAGCAUGUUUGGUUCGUUUGCAAAAAUACUUUCCAUCAUAUGCAUAUUAAACAUGCAUUAACACUAAAUUACCGUAUAAUGAUGUUAAAUAAAAUUUUACAAAAAAAGUAACUAUCUAUGUACAAUAUUAUUAAUAUUAAUGAUCUCGCAUGUGUGUAAAUGAAACAGUGAGAGAAGUGGUGUGUUGGCAAUGAUUAGAACGAAAUAGUUCCAUAGCCAAAAUAUAUAUUUUUUGACUUUCCGCGUGUAUUUAAGAAUUUGUUUGGGUAUUUGUUAAGUUUGAACAUUUUUUUAAAUCUCUGGUGAAAUAAAAACAUUAUGUUAACGGUAAAAAAAUAUUACGUGCCGAAACCGUGGUCGCGCAUUAAUAAUGUUAAUAGUCACUUGUUUGUUUUCUCUUUCAGCCGUUUGUCUGCAGUCUGCACUCUUUACGCCAUAUUGCAGUGUGUUUUAAUAUAUUACUGACCGUGAAAUAACGUACAGUUUGUGUUUCAGGAUUUUGUGUUAAUAUUGUGUAUUUUAACUUUGUUAUAUUAUUUAUUAUCUACUAUUGUAAUGAUGGAAUUUGUUAUCGUUUUGAUAUUUUGUGUGGUUCUUGUGAUUGCUGUAAUGGUAAUUGGUUCCGGGAUGGGGAAAGCUACUUCUUCGCAGCGUCAGAUGGACAUCAUUAACGUCGCUCAGAACUUAUAUGUUUUAAUUAGGAAAGGCGACUUGAAGAAAUGUGACGUUACGCAGACGACCGCGUUUCUUCUCAACAUCGCAAAGUCAACUGUUCUCAAGUACUACAAGAAAGACAUUGAAGAAGUUUCAACACCAGGAAAAAAGAGGAAAAAAAGGCCACAGGAAGGAAAGUCACUUGAAACAGUCGACGAUUUCACAGUAAAUGCAAUCAGGAAUGCAAUUCACAGGAUGUACGCUGAAGGUUUGAAUGUUACAGUCGACACCAUUUUGAAAGAAAUCAGGGAAAGACAAAUAGAUUAUUAUGGUGGAAGAUCAAGUCUUCAUAAAUUGUUAAAGAAGAUGGGAUUUUCAUGGACAACUGUUGAUGGACGAAAAGCUUUGAUAGAGAAUGAAAACAUAGUAUUGCAGCGAAUAGAUUUCUUGAGAAAGUAUAAAGAAGAAAAAGAAAGAGGUGCCAAUUUCAUAUUUGUUGAUGAAACAUGGAUUUUCCAGAGAGGCAAGGCAUUAAUUUAUUUGAAAAUUUGUUCUGUGGUCCAAUACAAAGUAUUUCAUUUCCAUUUCAUAUAUUUUUCAGGAACUGUAUCAAAGUCAUGGCAGGACAAGAGUCUACAAUCUGCGAAGAGACGUACUGUUGGAGAUGGUAAAAGGUUUAUUGUUGUUAAUGCUGGAGGGCGCACUGGCUUUGUGCCAGGAGCAGGAUUACUUUUUGUUUCAGGUCAGAAGACUGCAGACUACCAUGGCGAGAUGAAUGGGGAAACUUUCUUGAUGUGGUUUGAAGACAUGUUGGUGCAUCUUGAGGAACCCAGUGUCAUCAUAAUGGACAAUGCUUCAUAUCACAGCACCCAGAUGGGCGAGGUGUGUGGAUCACGUGGAGAAGCUAAUUCAAGCAGACUGGGAGAGAGAAGUCCACAUAGACAGCGGCACCAUUCCUCCACUCAUCAUCCACCUCGGCGAGGAUAGUUCAAGUGAAGACAGUGACAGCGAAGAAUUUGAGGUUACGACACAGCAAGUAGAUGGAGACAGUGAAGUACUGGCAGUUCCUCUUGAUGAUUUACCCGGGUGUUCUUAUUGAGGUCUGUAUGUAAUAAACACCUGGGCAACUGUAAGUAUUGGGGUUUGAAACAUUUUUUUUCUUUUAUGCAUUCCCAUUAAGUAUGUUGAUUACUGGAACUUUAUGUAUUAACUUUAUAUUACACAUAUUAUGAAAUUAAUAAUAAAUUUCAUUUCUGGAUUCGUAUAGGUGUAUGUGAAACAUUUUAUUUUGUUGUGUGUCUUCAUUUUUCAGUGAACUUACUUGGAAAACAAAAAGCCAGUCCCCAUCCAGGGCCACAAAUAAAUAAUGCAUAUAAGUGGUAUAGAAAUUACUGUCAAUUCUUUACCACAAUUUUACUGUUCAUAAAAUUAUGAUUUUGUCUAAUAAGUAUACUCAGGAAAAUGUAUAUAACCAUAUUUUUAUUUGUGGCCUUAACCGGCAAAAUGGUAGGGGUUUAUUAAAUAAAAGAAGAAAAUUCAUUUUUAAAUGUUUUCAUCUGAAUUUGUUAAUUUUAUUAAACCUUCAAUCCUUAGUCUUUUCCAGAUUGCUUAGAUGGACAGCCAUAUGUAUAAUUUACAAUACUUUUUUUUUCAGAUGCAGAAAACUGUGUUGAACUGUACUAAAGGAUGAUAUUUAUUGCUUACAUAAAUGUUGUAAAUUUAUAUGUUCUCCUAAAAAUUUA
This is a messenger RNA of Bacillus rossius redtenbacheri, 6445 nucleotides long. RefSeq lists its product as uncharacterized. The record is from RefSeq and is a predicted model, not a curated record. The coding region runs from base 4605 to 5690 and encodes 361 amino acids. Gene Ontology annotation, molecular function: nucleic acid binding. Lineage: Eukaryota; Metazoa; Arthropoda; Insecta; Phasmatodea; Bacillidae. The transcript has 4 exons.